AUGAGGCAUGAGCAAACAGAGGAGCUUAGCACGGAAGCGGCACAUCACCCGCGUAAGCCUCUGUCGGCAAGUUCCAUACAAGAUCUCGAAAUAAUAUGUUGCGAAAAAGAUGGGAGACGCGCUACGGCCAUGCUACUUACAGAUGAGUUUGUAUCCGCGGUAAACACCAUUUUGCGAAACGAAAACAAGAUUACCAGGUAUAUGGAGGAGAUCGAAACCGCUGAAAGCCAAAUUGAGGAGAUGGGAGGAAUGAUCGCGAAGCUUCGCCAGCAAAUACAUGAGCUAUCUGGGGAGGAUCCAGAUGCGCCAUCCAAGAAGGAACGUCUACUUGAAACCGGUACCAGUUAUUUGGAGCAAUUGAAUGAGCAAAGGGAUACUUUGGUACACAAGCUAGACAAAGUCGGCAAGGAGUCGGAGAGCUCUCACAAAGGAUUAUAUGGUGACUUGAGAAGGGUCUUUGAGACUUACGAUCUCCUUGAGGAUAUAUCGGGAACCAGCGAUUCGGGUCACGACGAUAUUCCUGACGAAGAUGAUCAAGCAGAGACUUCAAUUACCACAGGUCCGACUUACAAUGCUGUUCAGCAAACGACUGACUCUCCAAUUGCACAUGUUACCACCGCCUCAACUCCUAACAAGGUAGAACAGGCGACAAACGAUCCCCUUCCAAAAGCAACUCCUGAAAAGACUCCAAGCGGGAUGCAGCGAGUUGCCGAAAGGAAAGCUCAGUAUGCCUUGUAUGACCAAAAAGAGAGAUUGGAUGGCAAAAUAGAGUAUCUCGGUCAAAGAGUCGACGAAUGGUAUUUGGAAUACGAUGAUGCUCUCAGGCGCUAUAAGGAUAGCUAUGCACGGGGAGAGACCGACGAUACCAGAACAAUGUUCGAUAAUGACAUGUUUAUUGCACAACAAGGCGUUGUUCAAGACCUCAUCACGGCGGAGCGAGAGCUCCAGCAAACUAUGGAAGAGGGAAGAGGAGGGAAGAGCUCUUGGUGUCAUCUGGGAUGA
This is a messenger RNA of Hymenoscyphus albidus, 1002 nucleotides long. Lineage: Eukaryota; Fungi; Ascomycota; Leotiomycetes; Helotiales; Helotiaceae. The record is from the annotation of a GenBank genome assembly.